This is a messenger RNA of Beauveria bassiana ARSEF 2860, 1185 nucleotides long. RefSeq lists its product as uncharacterized. NCBI's taxonomy places the organism in Eukaryota, Fungi, Ascomycota, Sordariomycetes, Hypocreales, Cordycipitaceae. The transcript has a single exon. Bases 1 to 1185 code for a protein of 394 amino acids. The record is from RefSeq and is a predicted model, not a curated record.
AUGGGCGGCUCUAUGAGCACCAGCUCAGGCCCAUCUUUUGGCCGUGCUGACGAUGAAGAAUAUUCGUACUUUGGCGCAAGCUUCGGAGGUAGCAACAGCUAUAACGGUGCUGCGUUUCCGAGUGAUGCUAGCCCUUUCAGCGGUCGCCGUCCUCGUUUUGACAGUGGCUUUUCCUCUCACGCAGCAGCAUCUGCAUUUUCUCCGGGCCCAUCCUUCGCUCGAGGACCUGCAUUUGCCGCUGACACUGCUAUUUUUCCAGGCCCUGCAUUCUACGCUGGUUCUUUGUUUCCCCACGAGCCUGCAUUUUCUUGUGAAAAAAUCCCUUCUCUGAGCACAAAGCCCAGCAUUGGCGAUGUGGACAUAUCCAAGCCUAAUCUGGCAGUGGGCAAGUGGGACUACAACAUUCGGCCGAGAGUCGAAAUCCAUGCGCCAAAAACGUUCAAUUUCUUGGACAAGACAAUCGGCUCUGACUCGAUACCUGUCGACGUCCGAUUUGGCGGCAAGGCAUUUGUAUGCAGGCAAGAGCCAGGCUACGAUGUCGGUCUGUCAGCGGACUAUAGCGGCGAAGUGAGUAACCACAGGGCAAACCAUUUCGAAGCACGCAUGCCGCGGCUGUCUGCCACGUUCGCCAAAGGCAAGGGCAUCGCUAGUGUUGAGCCACUAGAUCUCGCCAUGUCGAAGACCAUUUUCAGCUGUGAGUAUACAGUUGACACUGACGCACUUAUGCGUAAGAAGCAGACGGCCAGAGACGGCCCUGCAAGGGUCACGAUUGGCGGCUAUGCCCCCCUCUUUGUUGCUCCAGAGGGCAGCCGCGUCAUCCGUGGCUGGCCGGUGAACGACAGUCUUGCGGCCCUAGACCUCUCCAUCACAGGCAAAUUGGAAAAGGACUGGUCAACUGAUUCCAGGACUACACUUGAGGUCGGCCGCCACAACAUGUUCACACCUGACUCCCGCUACUCCACGCUUACUGUUCGACAUUGCCAAAAGGCAAGCAGUCGCGUCUCUGCGCGCUCGCAGGUUGACGUAUUGCAGUCUGAUGUUGGACUGAAUUGGGCGGUUUGCUUAGGUGUAGAAGGAAAAGGCAAGAUUGGCACGGCAGACAUCAUUGUCGGCGGCGACAUAAAGAUGGAAUCUGAUAGCAAAACCCCACUAACAUGGUCGGCCGCUGUGAAAGUUAAGCCUUAA